This is a messenger RNA of Clonostachys rhizophaga, 1452 nucleotides long. The record is from the annotation of a GenBank genome assembly. NCBI's taxonomy places the organism in Eukaryota, Fungi, Ascomycota, Sordariomycetes, Hypocreales, Bionectriaceae.
AUGGAAAAGAAAGACGCAAAAGGCUUUACCGGCGAAAGCGACGUUGCGUCUGCUAGCCAGAUGCUUGCUCUCGAUCCCAAGGUGGAGCGGAGGUUGGUGCGCAAACUGGACAUUUGGAUCGCGCCCGUCAUGACCAUCAUCUUCCUGACUGCGUAUCUUGAUCGAGCCAAUAUUGGUAACGCAGCCUCUGCAGGCAUGAAGACUGACAUUAAUAUGAGCGACGGAGAACUUGGAAACGCUGUUACAUUGUUUUAUGUCACCUAUGUUGCGGCAGAGGUCCCCUGUUCUCUAGUGCUCAAGAAGUUUCAUCCGAGCCGCAUGAUUCCUCUCCUCAUGUUCUGCUGGUCCGUUGUUCUCAUUGGGACCGGCUUCAUGCAUAACGUCGGCCAGCUAUAUGCCUCUCGACUACUCCUCGGUCUCUUCGAGUCCGGCAUGUUCCCGUGUCUCGCACUCUACCUCAGCACCUUCUACCAACCACGCGAGCAGGCUCUACGCAUCUCCUAUCUGUUCGUUUCGUCAGCGCUGUCAGGUUCUUUUGGUGGCUUGUUUGCCUUUGCACUGCUGAAAAUGGACGGUAUCGGCGGUCUCCAAGGCUGGCGCUGGCUCUUCAUCAUUGAGGGAUGCGCAAGUGUUGUGAUUGCUAUCGCCAUCUUCUUCCUCCUCCCAGACGACUUUGAGCAUGCCAGAUUUCUGAACAAGGAAGAGAAGCAGAUGAUGCGAAUUCGGGCCGAGAUCAAUGCUCGAUACAACGGCCGGCCCGACUUUGACUGGGCAGAAGUUAAGAGGGCAGUGUUGGACCCGAAACUUUACAUCAGCUGCUGGAGCCAGUUCAUGGCUGACAUCUGCUCGUUUGGUCUGUCCUCGUUUCUGCCGCUGAUCAUCAAAUCUUUUGGCUACGAUACUGUCACCACCCAGCUUUUGACGGUCCCCGUUUUCUUCUGGGCUUCGUGCGCGUACAUUGUGGUUUCAUGGAUGUCUGAUCGCUGGCAACGCAGAGCUUUCUUCAUGAUCCCAGCCUGCUUCGUAACCGCCAUUGGGUAUGCGGUAAACUUAGGUGUACCCACCAGUCAGCGUGGUGUACUCUACUUCUCAACCUUUCUCAUUGCUCCGGGUGUUUACAUGAUCGUCGGGCUGAACUGCGCUUGGCUUCUGAACAGUCACGCACCGUACUACAAGCGAGCCAUGGCUAUAGGAAUGAACCAGUCCAUUGGAAACUCGGCAGGCGUUGUGGUGGGCCAAAUAUUCAAGACAACACAAAACGGAAAGUAUGUCAUGGGAUUGAGCGGUUCUCUUGCAGCCGUCAUGCUUGCUGUCCUUGGACACACCUCUCUGUACUUCUACUUGAGACACCAGAACCGAAAGCGGGAGGCGAUGACGGAGGAGGAACGGGCCCAAGCCAUUGAAAAGGGGGCGACGGGAGACUUCCACCCAGACUACCGAUACGCGCUGUGA